Messenger RNA from Monoraphidium neglectum, 402 nucleotides. RefSeq lists its product as hypothetical. Lineage: Eukaryota; Viridiplantae; Chlorophyta; Chlorophyceae; Sphaeropleales; Selenastraceae. Bases 1 to 402 code for a protein of 133 amino acids. The transcript has 4 exons. The record is from RefSeq and is a predicted model, not a curated record.
AUGCCGGGAGGCUGGCUCGCAGCAGGGGCGGGCUUUGCCUUCCACUUCCUCAACAGCAAGUGGCAGGAGGAGCGCAAGGCGCGCAUAGAGCGCGUCAACGCGCAGCUCCGCAACUUUUACGGCCCGCUGCUGGCCGCGGUGUCGGCCACCAAGAGCGCCUACGAUGCGCUCAUCACGCAGCACAGCCCAGACGGCUCCCAGGGCGCGUUCCAAGACGCGGUCCAUUCUGACCCAGGCGGCGUGGAGGCUGAGGCGUACCGCCUGUGGGUGCAGGCCGUGCUGCAGCCGCUGAACGAGCAGGCGGCCGCGAUAGUCAGCGACCACAUAGGUGCGGCAGAGCCCGCGCGUGUGCGCGCGGCAGGCCGGCGCUCGGGCGCGUGCACUCGGCGGGGCGGCGCCUGA